Molecule: messenger RNA, 1950 nt
Organism: Drepanopeziza brunnea f. sp. 'multigermtubi' MB_m1
Lineage: Eukaryota; Fungi; Ascomycota; Leotiomycetes; Helotiales; Drepanopezizaceae
Cellular component (GO): mitochondrial matrix
Molecular function (GO): ATP binding; ATP hydrolysis activity
Source: RefSeq, a predicted model, not a curated record
AUGCUGCCCAUGAUCCGGACACUCCCUCUCCCCACACGCCCUACUAGACUCCCUAGAUUUCCUUCCAAAUCCAAACUCGCAUCAUCUCGCCACCUGCUCUCCACCACCACCGCUUCUCGAUCCCGAGACUCGCAGUAUUACCGUACAGACUUUCAUAGCCAGAGCGCUGGCUUCACAGGCUCCUAUGAGACGGGAAGGCCUACAGAGGGUCCGCUAUCAAAAGCUUCGAGUCAUGGAUCUGGAACUCAACGUCUGACUCCCUCGUUGCUGAAGGAGCACCUGGAUAAAUAUAUCGUUGGGCAGGACAAGGCCAAGAAGGUCACUUCAGUGGCCAUCUUCAAUCAUUAUCAACGGAUUCGAGAGCUGCGGCGGCUUGAGGAGGAAGAAGAGGCAAAGGUCGACCAGCAGCAUCGAUGGGAAAUGAGAGAGAGGGAGCGGAACGCGCAUCCUGCUGAAAAUGAAUACCCAGGGCAUAUAGAAAGCGUAGACCUCAACAACCCCCAUCCUUACCGCUCCCACGCCCAAUUUCAAUUCCAAGCCCAAGCCCAACCACCACCCUCUCCCUCGCCAGAACUCGGCUCCCUCCCCCUCCCACAGGACUCCCCAACUACCAUCGAGAAGUCUAACCUCCUCCUGCUUGGUCCCUCUGGCGUGGGAAAGACCUACAUCCUGUCCACCCUCGCCCGCGUCCUCGAAGUCCCCUUUGCAACCGUCGACUGCUCCUCCCUAACACAAGCAGGCUACAUAGGAACUGACAUCGAGUCAUCCAUCGAACGCCUCCUCCUCGCCUCAUCUCACUCGAUCCAAAAAUGCGAGACGGGAAUCAUCUUUUUCGACGAAGUAGACAAACUCGCCAAACCAGCCAUCAUGACCCAUGGCCGCGACGUCUCCGGCGAAGGCGUGCAGCAAGGCUUAUUGAAAAUGAUAGAAGGGGCCACCGUCACCGUAAACGCAAAAUCAGACCGGAAUUCAAAGUCUGAAAAUGCAGGGCGGGGACUCGAUCGUGGAAGGGAAUCAGCUCAGCAAGCGGGGAAGAGCGAGCAAUACACCAUUGACACGACAAACAUCCUAUUCGUAUUCGCCGGCGCCUUCGUUGGACUAGAAAAGAUCAUAUCUUCUCGCUUAUCAACAGGACCAUCACUUGGCUUCGGAGCACAGCUUAAAUCCUCCCCUUCAUCAACAUCCCCAAAACUACUCUCAUCCUCACCUACACCAGAAAGAAGAGUAAAAAGAAAAGAGCCCAACAUCCUCGCCUCAGUCCUCCCUUCAGACCUCCAAACCUACGGCUUGAUCCCCGAACUUCUUGGCCGCAUCCCCAUCACCGUUCCGCUGUCGCCGCUCUCCCUCCACCAGCUAAUCACCAUCCUGACCGCCCCCCGAAACUCCCUCGUCAGGCAGUUCACGGCUCUAUUCAGCACCUACGGUAUCCAGCUGAAAUUCACCACGGGGGCUCUCCACGCCAUUGCCGAGCGCGCACUCCACCCUGCCUCUUCCGCUUCCGCUUCCUCACCUAACGGGAAAGGUGCUAGUAUCAGUGGGCAAGGCGGUAUCGGCGCCCGCGGCCUCCGCAGCAUCGUCGAGUCUCUAUUAUCGGAAAUCAUGUACCAUGGCCCCGGGAGCGCCAUCCGCUUCUGUCUCGUCGACGAAGCGUUCGUGCGGGGACAGCACCAGCACCAUUCUUCCGUAGAGGAAGAGGAAGAUGUUGAUGACGAGGGGGAGGGGCAUGCAAAGAUGCCGCGUUGUUGGAGCCGCGGCCAGAGCCGGGCUUUCGAGGAAGCGUGGGAGGAGGAGGAGGAGGCAUGGAAGAGGCGAGACGGAGAUGAAGAUGGAAACGAGGGCGAGGCUCGGGGUGCAAACGAGAAAGGGAAAGGGAAGGGGAAGGGGGAGGGAGAGAAGGAUGAGGGUGGGGGCUUUGAGAAUUUCAGGCGGCUGGGGAGUAGUGGCAUGUAG